AUGGCGGAAGCGGCGGAGAGCGGCGGCUGCGGCACCGCCACCGUCACCGAGACCGGGGCCGCCGAGACGAACCGCAGUCUGACACUGAAGCUGCGCAAGCGGAAGCCGGACAAACGCGUCGAGUGGUCAAGCGACACCGUGGACAACGAACACCUGGGGCGGCGCUCCUCCAAGUGCUGUUGCAUCUACGAGAAGCCACGGGCGUUCGGGGAGAGCUCAACAGAGAGCGAGGAUGAGGAUGAGGAGGAAGAGGCGGCGGUGCCGCGGGGGGGGGGACGAAGGCUGCGGCCAUCAACACUGCGUACGGGGCCACAAACGGGGCCGGGGGCGACGGGGAGGCGGCGGGGGGGGGCCACCAGGGGAUAG
Cuculus canorus (common cuckoo) is the source of this 366-nucleotide messenger RNA. It is a transcript of the gene PPP1R11, whose product is annotated as protein phosphatase 1 regulatory inhibitor subunit 11. Bases 1 to 366 code for a protein of 121 amino acids. The record is from RefSeq and is a predicted model, not a curated record. NCBI's taxonomy places the organism in Eukaryota, Metazoa, Chordata, Aves, Cuculiformes, Cuculidae. The transcript is spliced from 3 exons. Gene Ontology annotation, molecular function: protein serine/threonine phosphatase inhibitor activity; protein phosphatase 1 binding. Gene Ontology annotation, cellular component: nucleus.